UUUUGGUGUGGAAGGAGGAUGAGCGCCACGACUCGCGAGCAGAGGGCGCUCGAAGCCAAGGUCUCGGAUGUCUUCCGGAGCUUCGCCAGUGCCGGCUAUCGCAAUCGCGCCUUCCUGUCGGAGCUAUGGCGGGAGGAGCAUCUGGAUUAUCUCCUCAAAGGCAUGACUCGCCUGCCGGCUUCCUUCACGGUUCUGGAUUCCAGUCGGCCAUGGCUGUGCUACUGGAUUGUCCAUUCUAUGGCAUUGCUCGGCAGGCAGCUCGAUCCAGCGCUCCAAGCAGACACGAUCGAAUUUCUCAAACACUGCAAGGAUCCUUUGGGAGGCUAUGGAGGUGGACCUGGACAAAUUGCACAUUUGGCAACGACUUAUGCUGCUGUUGGUACGCUUGUUUCUAUAGGAGGUGCUCAAGCUCUCUCGUCUAUCGAUAGGGAAAAGAUCCUGGAGUUUUUGUUGCGGAUGAAGGAUCCAUCAUCCGGAGGCUUCAGACUUCAUGACGGUGGAGAAAUGGAUGUCCGUGGGUGUUACACUGCUAUUUCGGUCGCAUACCUGUUGAAUAUUCUCGUUCCUCCGCUUCUGGAAAAACUCGGCGAAUAUGUUGCGAGUUGCCAAACUUACGAAGGUGGAAUUGGCGGGGAACCUGGUGCCGAGGCACAUGGAGGAUAUACGUACUGUGGUCUAGCUGCUCUUAUUAUGGCUGAUCAAGUGGAUUCACUAGACUUGCCUGGUUUAUUGAACUGGGCUGCGUUUCGUCAAGGAAAGGUUGAAGGAGGCUUCCAGGGCCGCACAAAUAAAUUAGUCGAUGGAUGCUAUUCGUUUUGGCAGGGCGGUGUAUUUCCAUUGCUGCAGCAGGUCGUAACGAAACUUAUCUCGCAACAAACUUCCGGAUCUUCUAUCAUGCAUGAAGAAAUUGAAGACGAUUCCGACACAGAGAUCGGUGGUAUCAUGCCCGCGGACAUUGAAACCUUUACGGCCGAGAAGCUUUUUCCAGUGAGGAAAGCCAGAAAUCAGCAACACAGGCCUUUCCACAAUCCCACUGCUCUUCAAGGAUAUAUACUUCUAUGCUGCCAGGUGCUCAAUGGCGGUCUGAUAGACAAGCCAGGGAAAUCUAAAGACUAUUAUCAUACAUGCUACUGCUUAAGCGGGCUCUCUACCGCUCAGCAUUGUCUCUCGACGAAUCCAGAGGAUCAUCCUCCGUCAGGUCAUGUUUUUGGACCUUACAGCAAUCUUCUGGAUUCGACACACCCGCUCUUGAAUUUCCACAUGAAGCGCUACAUGGAGGCAGUGGAUUACUUCGUCUCUAAAGCUUAAACAAGCUACUGCUGGCCUACCGACACUGGUACUCUCUUCUAGUGUUGGUACUUUUAAGCUUUUAAAAUCUAGGCACCAGCAGUACUACCAACAGAUAGACUCACGUCCUUGUCCAGACAGCUAAAGGUUUCGUGGCCUUAAUGGCACAGGGAGCCUAUGGAAACAAUCGAUGGAGGUUAAACAAAGGCGAAAUGCUAUCAGACAGGUGUCUGUGUCUGGUCACAACAUUAAAAGCUCUGGUAAGCAUUGUCGUUCAUUUCUGUGCUGCAUAUAUAUUCAGUAUAGAAAGCAGUGUAGUUGAUGAAUCGGGCAUUUUCAUGCUGUUGUGAUCAAUAGUUUCUUCACGAUUGCGCAACAUCUUCUGUAAAAAGGACUGGUGAAUCCCUUCUGAAUCCCGAGUCCCUCUUGAGGUCCAGAGGACAAUGUGUGAAUAAUAAGUCUGGUUUCCUUUUUCUC
Messenger RNA from Selaginella moellendorffii, 1764 nucleotides. Its product is annotated as protein farnesyltransferase subunit beta. Gene Ontology annotation, cellular component: protein farnesyltransferase complex. The transcript has 14 exons. Lineage: Eukaryota; Viridiplantae; Streptophyta; Lycopodiopsida; Selaginellales; Selaginellaceae. Gene Ontology annotation, biological process: protein farnesylation. The record is from RefSeq and is a predicted model, not a curated record. Gene Ontology annotation, molecular function: protein farnesyltransferase activity. The coding region runs from base 19 to 1308 and encodes 429 amino acids.